Molecule: messenger RNA, 708 nt
Organism: Pseudozyma hubeiensis SY62
Lineage: Eukaryota; Fungi; Basidiomycota; Ustilaginomycetes; Ustilaginales; Ustilaginaceae
Exons: 1
Coding region: 1-708 (235 amino acids)
Biological process (GO): RNA splicing
Cellular component (GO): precatalytic spliceosome
Source: RefSeq, a predicted model, not a curated record
AUGAGCGGCAGGCGCAGAUCUCCACCACUGCCUCCACGGCCAUACAACGAUGCGCCAGCUCGUAGAGACUACAGGGACGAUCGAGGUGCAGCUUCCUCUUCUCAUGACUAUCGAAGACGGCGCUCUCCGAGCCCGCAACAUUCAAGAUCAUCGAGUUCGAGGUAUGAGUCAGACAGACGUGAUCGCGACGACAGGGACGAUUGGAGAAGCCAACGCAGAGAAAGGGACAGAGAUGACUAUCGAUCCAGAGACAGAGAUAGGGACGACCGACAGCGGGAUCGUGCCCCGCCUCCUCCGCGAGACAGACCAGACGCGUAUCAGCAGGACGCAUGCUCUUCGCGCGACUAUCGCUCUGCGCCAUCAAAGCCUCGCCAGAAUGACGAUGCAUCAGUGAGCUCGAGUCGAGGUACAAACCAAUCAUCCGCGCCACCAUCAACACGCGCACCAUCGACAUCAGCACCGAAUGCAAGCGAUACCCACAACAAGCCGAUCGAACAAGAAGAGCAAGAUGAUGGGGAGGCCGGAGAAGAGGACGGCGACGAAGACGCAAUGGCCGCCAUGAUGGGCUUUGGCGGGUUCGGCACCACAAAAGGCAAAAAGGUCACGGGCAACGCAGCGGGCGCAGCAGAGGUGAAAAAGGAACGCACUUGGAGGCAGUACAUGAACCGAAAGGGUGGAUUCAACAGACCGCUCGACAAGAUCAAAUAA